CUGUUUCCUGUUUCAGGUGCGUUCUAUUGUAACUAGCUAGGUUUGCACAUAUCCAGUAUGCGACUUUUCCCCGUUUCGACAUUAAAGGUUUCCUAGGCACUUAGCUAAUGUCAUAUGAACACCUGUAAACUAUCCCAGUCGAUUUGUUGGAUGCUUCCACGACGUUAAGAUACACAUUUGAAUUGUCAAGCGAACGAAAGCAUUUUAUACGUGGUGGUGUUUGCUAACUAGGCUAGCCUCAAACUGUCUAAAAGAGACCAAGACCAAGAAGUGGAAAAGAGACUACACACAGUUAAAUUUGAAGAUGAAAUAUAUGUUCUGCUUUUUGUUAGGCUGAGGAACUCCAGAAAAACAUUCAUUGUCAAGAGUUGGAAUAUUUUACUUGUUGCAUUCCUCGACUAAACAAUAGUCUUUACCCUGCAAUUUUAGCUGGCCAUGUACUUUUAGAAAGAACCGUAACAUAUUAUACAUACUUGGCCAAGUAUAUUUCUGUAGACUAGGCCUACUAAACUAGCCAUUAGCUAAUGUCCGUAAUUCGUCCGGAUAUUAGGGAUUCUAAACUAUUUCUAUCACUUCAAAACCAAAGGUAAUAUUUUGGUAUGGUUUAUUUGUUUGACGUUAGUGUUAUAAGAGUAAAAUUAGGUGAAGAAAGGUGAAAGUCUUGGGGACGACAUGCUAGUGAGUACCCUCAUUGGAAUUUUCUCUUGGGCGUUGGUGGUUGGUUUCGAUUUAACGCCAUCAGGUUUGUCAUGUGACUCGUCCUGUGGUUCACACUUUCCCUCUUAUCAUUCCCAGUGAUCUCACGGCAAGGAGAGUUAAUUUGACUUAUCUAAUGUAACAAAACCUCCUACAAAGUCUUAAAACGGAAAUAAAUAAUAUAAAGUUAAACCCAUUAUUGCGUUCUCAAUAACUCAUUGCAGUCUCUACGUCCUUUAGUCCUUCUAAAAUCCAGACAUAAUUAAGGGCGCCAAACUAAGGGAACUGACAUGACAGCUGUAGUAGGAAGAGUUUGGGGGUGGGUGCGUCCAGUUAUCUCCUACCGGCCCUGGGGCAGCAAAGCAGGACCUGACAAAACCAUGAGGGACAAGCCAGUGGCUGAAGAGCAGCAGACGAGAGGCAGCUGGGGCUUCUUGGGGGGGUUAACAACCUGGGUUUGGGGAGCCGGACAGAAAAGACAAACAAGUGAACAAACAACAUUGAUCGAAGAGUACUGGGAAGCAAGUGAGGAGAAAAUCCAGUCCAGGGAAGUUGAAGAGCUGGGUGCGGGAAAGCAGGAGGCUGAGGGGAAAGCAGAACAUGGUGACUCCAGAUGGUGGAAUAAGAUUCUGCCACCCUCACACUUAUUCUGGCCGAGAACAGCUGAACCUGGUGGGCUAAGUCAGAGGAAAUGUGUCGGUGCAGGAUGGGACUCUGACAAAGAUGGGGAGUAUUCUGACUAUGGAACCCCUCCACCGUCUCCCACACCUAGCUCCUCAUCAGCCUUCCGGUUCUUUGCACUCGCCUGGAAUGGGGUGAUAGUUCCGGAACACUAUGAGAUCUGCUUCAACCUCCUUCGCCACCUGUUUGACCUGUUGGUGGUGGGCUUCCUGUGGAUUGUGUCCCCCCCUACCAAGUUGGUCCUGGAGGUUCUAGGGGUCCAAGGAGGACUGAAGUUGUGGCUUCAUGGAAUGGCCAUGUUUUCUGUUUCCACUGUUGGAAUGGCGGGACUGCUUUGGUUGGUCCAAGAGUAUCUUCUACAGUUUGCUCUGUUGUAUGGCAUCGUGCAAGCACUGGUCAUCUCUGUCAGCAUCCAGCAGAGUGUGAUCCUAGGAGAGGGGGAUGAGGAGUAUGAAAAGGAGGUGGAGGACGUGGAAGUGAGAGACGAUGAGGAAGUUACAGAGAUGUACUUGACUACAAAGGAAAGAUGAUCCUUGAAUGAAAGUUUGUUUUGACAAUCAUCUGACAUGGAGGGAAGAGGGAUGUUUCGAAAGCCUGACAUGCAGGGAUUGAGGGAAGUUGUUUCGAGAGCCUACCAAUGCAAAGACGAAGACGCAUGAAAAGAGCUGAGCCCAGCUGAUACUGCAAUGAGGAACGGCAGAGGCUGGAGAACUUUAGGCUAACACUUCACUACUGUGAUAUUCAGUGGUGCUGAAGCAAAGCACAUCCACUACAAUCUUGGUCGUCUAGGGCCCAGUGAUACCACUGUUGUCGUCUAGGGCCCAGUGAUACCACUGUUGUCGUCUAGGGCCCAGUGAUACCACUGUUGUCGUCUAGGGCCCAGUGACACCACCGUUGUCGUCUAGGCCCAGUGAUACCACCGUUGUCGUCUUGGGCCCAGUGAUACCACUUGUCGUCUUAGCACAGUUCUAUUGUUACAGAAUCCUGUUUCCCUCUAGUUAGACUUCUUUUACAUUCAUUUUGUUUUGUUCAGACAAACUUUUGAAUAUCUACUUGACAGAUACCAGCACCUUUUUUUUUUCUUCAAGUUUCUUUCAAAUCUUAUUCCAAGCAGAUUGUGUUGUUAGUUUUGGGACAUAAGGUUUAUUCGCCUUGUAUUUAAUUUCCUGUGCCUUAAUAUUUAAUAGUAUGCCUUAUUAUAUUAUCCCUGUCUUUCUCCAUCAUAAUCAGUGUUAAUUGCAUUGUAUGUAAACUACACAUUGAACAUGUAUUGAUCUGUUUUGUCACACGUAUGUUCCUGUUUGAAAGGUACGCUAUAGUCUUAGAAACACAACCGUUUAAAAAUAUAUAUAUUUAUCUUUAUAAUUGACCUUACAAUUGUCCAGUAGUAAGUUUUGCACAAUCACAUACAAACCAACAGUGAUGCUCAGGAACACUAAUUCUACCUGCAAGAUUUUUGUCUCGGCAUGUCACAAUCUGUAGUAGGCGUGUGUAAGAAGAGGAUUCUAACCAGUGGAGUCUGGUGGGAGGAGCUGUAGGAGGGCGGGCUCAUUGAAACGGAAUAAAUGAAACAUAUAGAAACCACGUUUGACUCCAUUCCACAAUUCCAUUUCAGCCAUUACAAUGAGCCCGUUCUCCUAGAGCUCCUCCCACUGGUUCUCACCCACAAUGCCUUUGUAUUCUAAAAGCUUUGAAGAACAUUUCUAGUUUCUACAAUGGCCUUUCCCAGAUAUUUUUGUAUUUGUAGCAUAACAUACAGCUAUCACAUCUUCAGUGAUGCAGAAAGUUAUAUGAUAUAUAUAUACUCAUUGUGUGCUGAUAAUGGGACCUGUAAACAGUGAUACCACAUCGGUGAUUCCUCUCUGCCUUUUAUCUCUCGUGUUUAAAUGUCAUGUUUUGACUUGUUACUCCACAUGUUGUUUAUAAAGAAAGAUGUCUUGUAAUGAGAAUGUGCAAUGUCUCCCCCCCCCCCCCCCCCCCCCCAAUGUCUCUCUCUCCCCCCCCCCCAAUGUCCCCCCCCCAAUGUGUCUCUUCCCCCCCCAAAAGACAAGUGGUGGAUCACUGAAUCACCGUGAUAAGGCAGCCACGUUCAGUUGAUCAAACGUUGCAGAUAGAAAUGUGACGAAUAGAGCCGCCAAGCAUUCCUUGUUCUAUGUUUCAGAGAGGCGUGUUUGUUCUACAUGUAUUUCUUAUCGUAACGUUCCACGACGGGUCAUUCUGAACGCAUCCCAUGUCAACGUUGUGUUUUGUAAAGGGAACGGAUGUUUACGGAUGUAAACCACGUGUUGAGAAAAUAAACUUUGGACCUGAUACUGUCCUAGAUGUCGAUACCCAUUACUGUACUGUAUACUGACUCAGCCUGAAAUAUUUCCACUGGGUAAAUAAAUAAAGAUUUUUUUUAUUUAAAGGUUG
Molecule: messenger RNA, 3789 nt
Organism: Oncorhynchus kisutch (coho salmon)
Lineage: Eukaryota; Metazoa; Chordata; Actinopteri; Salmoniformes; Salmonidae
Exons: 3
Coding region: 987-1907 (306 amino acids)
Source: RefSeq, a predicted model, not a curated record